AUGAAGGGCAGAGGGAAGUCGGCACAGGGAAGGUCCAGCGCCAACGAGGCAGUGGAGUUGAGCACCUUGCUCAUCCACUGUGCACAGGCCGUGGCCACGGACAACCGCCGGAGUGCGACCGAAUUGCUUAGACAGAUCAAGCAGCAUUCGUCACCGAAGGGUGAUGCCACACAGAGGUUGGCACAUUGUUUUGCAGAGGGAUUGGAGGCGCGGCUGGCAGGGUCAGGGAGCCAGCUCUACAGGUCUCUCAUGGCUGAGCGCAUCCCGGUCGUGGAGUACCUCAAGGCCUACUGGUUGUACCUGGCAGCAUGCUGUUUCAAAAUGACGGCAUUCAGGUUCUCCAACAUGACAAUCCUCAAGGCCAUCGCUGGGAGGAAAAAGGUUCACAUCGUGGAUUACGGCGUGAAUUGUGGGGUUCAGUGGCCAACUUUGCUAUACCGUUUGGCGACCUUGGAGGGUGGGCCUCCUGAAGUGAGAAUCACCGGCAUUGAUCUCCCCCAGCCCGGCGUGAAUUAUGCUCGUCAGCUCGGUGUGCCAUUCAAGUUCCACGGCAUCACGGUGAGGUGGGACACAGUUUGUGUUGAUGACCUGAACAUUGACCCUGAUGAGGUACUCAUUGUCAACAGUAUCAUGCAGUUUGGAAAUUUGAUGGAUGAGGGGGUCGACAUUGAUAGCCCAAGCCCUAGGGAUGUUGUCCUCAGAACCAUUCGCAAGAUGCAACCUGAUGCGUUCGUCCUUCAUGUCAUGAAUGUCUCGUUUAGCGCUCCAUUCUUUGUAACACGUUUCCGUGAGGCGCUGUUCUUUUACUCUGCAAUGUUUGACAUGCUGGAUGCCACGGCUCCACGGGAUAGUCACCAGCGCUUUUUGGUUGAGCGGCACCUCUUUAGGCAGUGUAGCCUCAAUGUUGUUGCCUGUGAGGGCACGGGCAGGGUGGAGCGCCCGGAGACAUAUAAGCAAUGGCAGGUGCGGAACCACCGGGCAGGGCUAAAGCAGCUUCCAUUGGAUCCAGAUAUUGUAAAGACCUUGAGGGACAAUGUUAGGGUUCAGUAUCACAAGGACUUUGUCAUUGAUACGGAUCAUAAUUGGCUCCUGCAAGGAUGGAAGGGACGCAUACUCUAUGCCAUGUCGACAUGGGUUGCAGAUAAUCCUGUCUCAGAACUUUAG
Molecule: messenger RNA, 1164 nt
Organism: Miscanthus lutarioriparius
Lineage: Eukaryota; Viridiplantae; Streptophyta; Magnoliopsida; Poales; Poaceae
Source: the annotation of a GenBank genome assembly